Chanos chanos (milkfish) is the source of this 1257-nucleotide messenger RNA. It is a transcript of the gene sgk2b, whose product is annotated as serum/glucocorticoid regulated kinase 2b. The transcript is spliced from 12 exons. Gene Ontology annotation, biological process: protein phosphorylation. The coding region runs from base 1 to 1257 and encodes 418 amino acids. Gene Ontology annotation, molecular function: ATP binding; protein serine/threonine kinase activity. Lineage: Eukaryota; Metazoa; Chordata; Actinopteri; Gonorynchiformes; Chanidae. The record is from RefSeq and is a predicted model, not a curated record.
AUGGUGAAAAAGGUUAAGAGUUCUGUUACUUAUGCCAAAAUGCGCGGAAUCGUUUCGUAUUUUACAGCGUUAAUUAAGGAGAAAAAAUUUGUCUCGAAUGACUUGAUGCAGAAGUUCGGGUCCAGCCAUCCGAUCUACCGGCAUCUGGACUCUGACGGAUUCCUGAGGCCAGAUGACGGCCUGCCUGUAGAAGGUGGAGCAACUGCAUUGUGCUUCAGUAACCCAGCAAUACAGGAGAGUUCAAGGGUGUCAGCUGCAGAUUUUGACUACCUUAAAGUGAUUGGUACCGGGAGCUUUGGAAAAGUGUUGUUGGCCAGACACAGAGAGACUGACGAAUACUAUGCUGUCAAAGUCAUUCAGAAACACACCAUUCUGAAGAGGAAAGAGGAAGGUCAUAUAAUGUGUGAGCGCAGGGUUCUGCUGAGGACCCUAAAUCAUCCGUUUCUGGUUCGACUUCACUUCAGCUUUCAGACUAGAGACAGGCUGUACCUGGUCCUGGAUUAUGCUUCCGGAGGAGAGCUCUUUUAUCAUCUCCAGAGGGAAGGGUCAUUUGUUGAAUCAAGAGCCCGAUUCUACGCAGCUGAAAUGGCCAGUGCACUGGGAUACUUACACUCUCUGAACAUUGUCUACAGGGACCUGAAACCAGAAAAUGUCCUGCUAGAUUCCGCUGGACAUGUCCUGUUGACAGACUUUGGCCUGUGUAAGGAGGGCGUGGUCGGCGAUGCGACCAUCCGAACUUUCUGCGGUACUCCGGAGUACCUCGCCCCCGAGGUCCUCCAGCAGCGCGAGUACGACAGAACCGUGGACUGGUGGGGACUUGGGGCGGUGCUGCACGAGAUGCUCUAUGGUUUGCCAGCCUUCUUCAGUCCUGACCGAGCUGAAAUGUUUAAAAAUAUCAUGUCCCAACCGUUGGUGCUUAGGCCAGGAGUGUCAGCAGCAGCGAGAGAUCUACUGAAAAGACUCUUACAUAAAGACCGUACCAAGAGACUUGGAGCCAAACAUGAUUUGGCGGAGCUGAAGUGUCACUCAUUCUUCUCCUCUAUUCAGUGGGAGGAGCUUGUUGCUAAGAGAAUCCUGCCUCCUUUCAUCCCCUCAUUGUCUGGGCCAACUGACCUGGCCAACUUUGACCCUGAGUUCACUCAACUUCCUGUUCCGCCAUCACUGGGAAUGUGCGAAGGAACAGGAAUGACUUUCCCCGGAUUCAGCUACAUGAGCGAAAACGUCGACACCGCGUCCAGUCACGCCAAAGGACACUGA